GAUUCAGUUAGAUAUUUUGCGAUGGAAAUUCGAAUCCAUUGUAACUUUUUUAAAUUUACCGCGGCAUAAGCAAUUAGCAGAAAGGCUUUCACCGCUUUCACGGAUGACAGUUCGUUGGAGUGCCUAGUAGUGGCCUACGCGCAAUAAACGCAACGUUCUGUUCGUGCCUCCACAAAAAUGAUAAAGCACAGGUAACAUGGCUUUGUUGUCAUCGGUACACAUCACGAAGUGUUACGGGUAUCGAAAUAUUUGUGGCGAUUGCCUUAUGCAUAUAGCGCAAUGCCGUUUGAGAAUUAACUACAUGUUCAUCCUUGUUUCUACUUCGUAAAAAGAUAUGAUCACAUAACGAUUGAAACUGAUGAAUUAUAACCUGUUAAAAAAAUGGCUGAGCCCAUUAAUCAGGCUAAGGAUAUCUGCAGCACAAACACGAUUGAUCCCGGGAAAGAAGAGGAUUCCCAAAUCACCACGACUACUCAUAUAUCAUACAUAGACAUCGCAACCAAGUUACUUAAUGAAAGAUUGUUGCUUACGGCUUUGGAACUACACGCCGAAUUAUGCGAGGCAGGAAGAGAGCUGCCGAUCCUCAGGGACUACUUUUCAAACCCUGGAAAUUUUGAGACACAAAAUAUCAAGCCUGACCCCUAUGUCUCGAUGCCCAGAUCACUUAGUCAAGCAACAUUGGAUUCUCUGGACAUGACCAGGUAUUCAGAAGAUGGAGGUGGAGUAGAUGAACGUGUGGCAGUUCUCGAAUUUGAACUUAGAAAAGCUAGAGAAAGUAUUUCAGCCUUGAGAGCUAAUCUCACCGUAGCUACAGAAUCUGAAGUCACAACGCCUGACCUAGGCUUGGAGAAACAUGCGACAACAAAUUCUCCUAUCAAACCUCAUGAGCUAAGAGCAUUGAAUUACCUAGUCAAUGAAUACCUUCUUGCUCAUUCUUACAAGCUCACUUCGAUCACCUUUAGUGAUGAAAAUGAUAACCAAGAUUUUGAGGACUGGGACGAUGUAGGAUUGAAUAUUUCCAAACCUGCAGAACUACUGCAAAUAUAUAGAGAGUUCAUGAAAGCUAACGGGCAUGAUAAACCACCUUCUGUUGCCAUUGGUGUGCAGACUGAACUUUUAGACAAAUCAAUCGAUGAAGAAAAAGAAAUGGAGUUUGCAGAAAUGACAUCUGAAAUAAAUCAACUAAAAGAAGAAAAAGCUGCUUUAGAGCAGGAAAAAUCUGAUCUAGAAAGGCUCUUGGCUAGUGAAACUAAUUUGACACAAGGAGAAGCAAAGGGUAGCACAGGGACAAUUCAGACUAUAAAUUCUAACUCGUCAACACCUGAGAAGUUUGAAAUACUUGAGUCAAUACCUCAGGAUAUAUCUAAUGUGACUCAAGAGCCCGGCGGGGAUGAUAGUACUUCAAUCGUCACAAGUCUCAACGAAACUGAUCCAGGGGAUCGCGAAUGGACGACACUACAAUUCCCGAGACCAGAUGUAACGAAGCUACUAGCCGAUCCCUGUGAUUCCUCUAACCGAAUUCUACCUCCAAAUUUUGAAAACGAAGUCAUGACCCACUGUAUUGUCGACACAUCUAAUCCAGCGACAGCCUAUAUUGAAGAUCCUUUGAAGGACGGAGUAACUCAAGAUAAUCUUGUGCAGAUAUUGUCGUACUCAUUACCCAGAAUAAUUCCUAAUGUGAUACUAAAUAAACGUGAAGAGAUGAUCCCGUUGAUACUUAGUACUGUACAAUUGCACUCUAGUCCGCGUGAGAGAGAAAAAUUGCUGCAGUUGUUGUUUAAUCUGAAAAAACGACCUCAAGAAGAAGAAAGACUCAUGAUCUUAGCUGGUCUGGUCGCUAUGAUGAAAUAUUCUACAGGCUCCAUAGAGAGCGGAGAAAUUUUGGCCCAGUGUUGGGAGCAGAGUCAGCACAAGAACCUUGAACGUAGAUUGUUAGUUGCAGAAUGCUGCUCGGUUUUAGCUCCGCAUAUAUCAAGUGCAACUAGAAAUUCUCUUAUGCUAUCCAUGCUCCAACAAAUGCUUCUCGAAGACAAGGAAUCUGUUGUCAGAGCUGCCGUUGUUAAAAGUCUGGCGUUACUAGUUGCGUUGAUGGAUGACCCAGAUAAGUAUUUUCAGUGCGAAGAACUGACCCUAACUGCUCUUGAUGACUCGUCAUCUUCAGUAGUGGAAACUGCGGCUAAAUUUUUAGUACCAGUAUUGGCACAGUGGGCGCUUUCCUUGAAAAGACUACAGUCUCACUUACUUCCUAGGAUUUUAUCAAAAUUGCGGAAUCAACUAAAGCCAUCUCACCAUCAAAACCUACAAAGCAAAGAGAAUUCUGAUAGAGACAGAGUUGUGGCAUCUAUCGAUGUCUUACAGUGUCUGUUACCGCAUACCAUCGUCUGUGUAGCUGACAACGAAAACGUCAAGGCACUAAUCCAGGAACAAAAACCUUCAGAGUUACCGUCAGAGUUCACUGAACUCUGCCGUUUUCCGAUGAUAGAUCCAAAAGUAUUUUACCAAGGAGAUAUUGAGAUCUCAACGGUGCUGUACACUUUCUUUGCCAAUACAUGGAAAAACGAUUCUUGGCCAGAAUUAGAUUGGCUAACCGACAAACUAUUACCGGAAAUUAUAGACAUGGUGAAAUACUUAAACGUAACCCAGGAAUCUAUUCUGAACUCGUUCAUCACUUACAUACAUUCCAUGUGUUGUGGUUUUGGCAGACAUGUCACUAUAUUGAAGAUUCAGCCAAUCUUUGCUAUCGAAUUAUCUGAACUCGAAGAGCAGUUAAUCAAGUUAUCUCCCGAUCAAGGAACUUUAAAUUUGACGUUGAUCCCAGUAUACCUAACUUUGCUCUCUACAUUAGAUCCUAUCGAAGUAACAAAGUCUUUGAAUCAGUUCAUCGUGGCCUUUGCUAUAAGCGGUAUCAACAGUCAGAUCCUACAAAUGACGGUUAUCAGGCUGUGCAACCAAAAUCAUAUGCAAAAACACGUUCUCAAUGCUCUCUGGGAGGGGGUUGUUCAUCAAAGAUCGACAGUUAGAUGCGCAACUGCAGCUUUAUUCAGCGCUUUAAUAUCCCUCAUUUCUGAUCAUCUUGCCAACACUAAAGUAGCACCAGCCUUAGUAACACUUGCCAGUGACUCGAACAUAACUGUUAAAGCCGCAGCAAUCCCUGCCCUUGCGCGCCUCGUUACUGAGUGUGGUGCCAAAGAAGCAAGAGACAAAGCUAGAUUGACACUUGAAACAAUUGCCAGAGAACCGCAGGGCGUUCCUUCAUCAUUAGCUGUCCCCUUGGUCACAGCACUCUCAAGUAUUGCGCCGAAUUGCCCUAGACAUUACGUAGAGGAUGUAAUAGCCACGCAGCUGGCUGGUAUAGCAGCUUCAGCUCUUCAACAGGGUAGAAAAAUAGAUCUUGUCAAUUCCCUCGUCGAAGCAUAUUCUGUCUUAGUUUAUUGUCCGCUAAGCAGUCAGUGCAUCACUGGCGUUCUUUUGCCUGGACUCAGAUACCUCGAAGCUUUAGUUAAUCAGACAUUGCCUCAGCAUAAAGAUUUAGUACAUUCGUUGCUGAAGGAAGCUGAGUCUAGACAAGAACCUCCGAAGUCCUUGGAACGGUCAACUUCAACGAGUUCGGGCCUUUCUCUAUCCAUGGCUAAUGUAAACGUAAACGUUGGUCAAGGAGUUGAAGACAUGCGACAACGAAUGAGCAAAAUCUUUCACCAGAAAACAAACGCGCCUAGCAUGGCUAAUAUAUUCCGUAAAAAGUGAGUCUUAUUUAGUUAAUUGAAUAUGAAUUUUAUGCUACCAUUCAUCUGGUAGCAUAGAAAUAUAGAUCUGGACAUUGCACGUUACUAGUAUUCUUUUCUUUGCUAAUAAAAAUCGAAGAAUGAAAUAUGUAUAUUCUUUAUGGUUCGAGGUUUAUUCUAUUUUAUCUUUUAAAUAUUAUCAUUCAAUUUCUAUUUUGACAAGGGAAUGGGAGAAUUGUACAUAAUAUAUUAUUAACAUUGAACUGAAAAAUGAUUGGGUAUAUAUUGUAACGUAUGCACUGUCGUGCCUUCCUAAAACUGUAAUUCUUAACCGAAGUUGUAUAUAUAAAAAUUAAAGUUGAAAGAAUAAAAAAAUUAAUCAUCUAAAUAUCUAUGAAAAAUGAUGAUACCAAGUAUGAUACAUUGAGAAAAAAAAUUAUUAUAAUAAUAAGACUAAUAAUUGUAAUAAUCAUUGCGGAGAUAGGAAGAUCUUUUAAUUGAUAUAAUAAAAUGUGAUGCGAAAGUAAGAAACGAUGCGUGAAUUAUAACUGGUUGUGAUUACUGUAAAAUCUAAAUUUCACCAUUGAGCUCAGUAUUGUGAUCAAUUUCAAGGCAAUUCAGAACUUAAGAGCUGCCUAAUAUUCUCAAUUGAAUAUCAUUUAAUUCAUUUAUAUAACUCAUGAAAUUAAAUAGUCACAAGCAUGGUAGUGAAAUAACGAAAUAAAGUUGGGCGAGCGAUCCAUAAUAUCAUGUAUGUACCUACAAUAUUAGUUUUAUAAAGUAUAUGAAAAUAAAGUCGCGUGAUGUGACUAUAAGAUGUAUAAGUAUUAAA
Athalia rosae (coleseed sawfly) is the source of this 4554-nucleotide messenger RNA. Its product is annotated as RAB11-binding protein RELCH homolog. Gene Ontology annotation, cellular component: recycling endosome; trans-Golgi network. The transcript is spliced from 16 exons. Gene Ontology annotation, biological process: intracellular cholesterol transport. Gene Ontology annotation, molecular function: protein binding. Lineage: Eukaryota; Metazoa; Arthropoda; Insecta; Hymenoptera; Athaliidae. The coding region runs from base 382 to 3744 and encodes 1120 amino acids. The record is from RefSeq and is a predicted model, not a curated record.